AUAAGAAGAGCAGGAAGAGGGGCCCAUCGUCCGCUCCCUCCGCCGCGGAUUCAGAUUUUACACAUUCAUUCAUUCGCUUUGAUCCAUCGAUCCAUCGAUUUCCGACCCACCAUCGCUCGCCAUGAAGACCCUCUUCAACCGAAAACCCAACCCCAAAGAGGCUCUUCGAGAGAGCAAGAGAGAGAUGAAUCAGGCCACCAGAGGCAUAGAGAAGGAGAUUGGAGCACUUCAGCUAGAAGAGAAAAAACUAGUUGCUGAGAUAAAGAGAACUGCUAAAACGGGAAAUGAGGCAGCUACCAAAAUUCUAGCACGCCAGCUGGUUAGGCUAAGACAACAAAUAGCAAACUUGCAAGGUAGUCGAGCUCAAAUGAGAGGCAUCGCAACUCACACACAGGCAAUGCAUGCUCAGUCUUCAAUUGCUGUCGGCAUGAAAGGUGCUAGCAACGCAAUGUCAGCUAUAAAUAAGCAAAUGGCCCCAGCAAAGCAAGCAAAGGUUAUUCAGGAAUUUCAGAAGCAGUCGGCUCAAAUGGAUAUGACUACUGAAAUGAUGUCAGAUGCUAUUGACGAUGCAUUGGACGAUGAUGAGGCUGAAGAUGAAACUGAAGAGUUGACAAACCAGGUGUUGGAUGAGAUUGGUGUUGAUGUUGCCUCGCAGUUGUCAACGGCUCCAAAAGGAAGAAUUGCAACAAAGCAAAGUGAGGAUGUUGGCAGUUCGGGCAUUGAUGAGCUUGAAAAGCGGUUGGCGGCACUGAAAAAUCCAUGAGCCGAAGAUCGAGAAACAAAAAUCUGUUGAAUUGACUAGUAGAGGAUCAUUCGUAUUUACUCCAAAUUGUGGACUGUAGAUAUCCUUCUUUUUUCAUUUUUGUGAUCAUCAUUUCCGUCGUAUCAAUCUUAGAAUUAGGAAUUUCCCUGUAUGAUAGAAUGAUCUACUUAUUUUGGGAAAUCCCUGCGCAAGUUCCAUUGCUUUAUGCUUUAUGCUUUAUGCGUA
This is a messenger RNA of Eucalyptus grandis, 988 nucleotides long. Its product is annotated as vacuolar protein sorting-associated protein 2 homolog 3. NCBI's taxonomy places the organism in Eukaryota, Viridiplantae, Streptophyta, Magnoliopsida, Myrtales, Myrtaceae. Gene Ontology annotation, biological process: late endosome to vacuole transport; protein transport; endosome transport via multivesicular body sorting pathway. The record is from RefSeq and is a predicted model, not a curated record. The coding region runs from base 122 to 763 and encodes 213 amino acids. Gene Ontology annotation, cellular component: multivesicular body; ESCRT III complex. The transcript is spliced from 11 exons.